AUGACUUCCCCAAACAAGUUUAUCUUAGCUAUGUUUCUCAUUUUCACAACAUGGAUUCUCCCACAUGUAAUAUCUACUAGGGUCCUUCAACCUUUGUCAUCAAAUACACAUGAGAAAUGGAUGGCACAAUUUGGAAAAUCUUACAAAGAUGAUGAAGAGAAGGAAAAGCGUUCUCAAAUAUUCAAGAACAAUGUAGAGUUCAUUGAAUAUUUUAAUGCUGCUGGGGACAAACCUUUCAACCUUAGUAUCAACCAUUUUGCAGACCUAACUAAUGAAGAGUUUAAGGCUUCACUUAAGGGUAAGAAGAAGUUACAUAAUGAGAAGGAAACGCCUUUUAGGUAUCAUAAUGUAACUUCUGUUCCUGAUAGCAUGGAUUGGAGAAAAAGAGGUGUUGUUACUCCAAUCAAAGAUCAAGGCACUUGUGGUAGUUGUUGGGCAUUUUCGGCUGUGGGUGCAAUGGAGAGUAUCCACCAAAUAACAACAGGUGAGUUAGUGUCACUAUCAGAGCAAGAGCUAGUAGAUUGUGUUAAAAGUAACAACACAGCCGGGUGCAGUGGUGGUUACAUGGAAGAUGCAUUUGAGUUCAUUGCGGAAAAAGGAGGAAUAGCAAGUGAAGCAUAUUACCCUUACAAAGAGACCGAUGAGAGUUGUAAGGUUAAGAAAGAAAAACAUGCAGCUGAGAUUAAAGGAUAUGAGAAGGUUCCAUCGAAGAGCGAAAAGGAACUUCUUAAAGCGGUUGCGAAUCAACCGGUGUCUGUUUAUGUUGAUUCAGGUGGUUCCACUUUUCAAUUUUAUUCUGGUGGAAUUUUUACAGGAAAAUGUCGAACUCGUUUGGAUCAUGCUGUUGUUGUGGUUGGUUAUGGUGUUUCACAUGAUGGUACUAAAUAUUGGUUGGUGAAAAAUUCAUGGGGCACUGAAUGGGGUGAGAAAGGGUACAUGAGGUUGAAGCGUGACAUAGGUUCUAAGAAAGGUUUAUGUGGAAUUGCUAUAAGUCCUUGUUAUCCGGUUGCUUAA
Messenger RNA from Vicia faba (fava bean), 1014 nucleotides. NCBI's taxonomy places the organism in Eukaryota, Viridiplantae, Streptophyta, Magnoliopsida, Fabales, Fabaceae. The record is from the annotation of a GenBank genome assembly.